Panicum virgatum (switchgrass) is the source of this 2007-nucleotide messenger RNA. RefSeq lists its product as uncharacterized. The transcript is spliced from 2 exons. The record is from RefSeq and is a predicted model, not a curated record. The coding region runs from base 698 to 1915 and encodes 405 amino acids. Lineage: Eukaryota; Viridiplantae; Streptophyta; Magnoliopsida; Poales; Poaceae.
GUUUGAACCGGAGAAAAUUCAGAUCUUUUUUUGCAACUGACAACUAAGGGCAUCUCCAAAACACCCGCAAAAAAAAAGGGCAUCUCCAAAAGGCUAGGUAUAUCCCUAGCUAAAAUUAGAGAUUUGGAAGGCAGCUAAAAAAAUAAAAGGCAUUCUAAAAAGAUGGGCUAUCCAACAGGCUAGUAUAAUGUUAACUCUCCAUAUUCAAAACCUCUCAUGUGGCCACGUCAGCAUCUCUUUUUUUUCCCCCAAUCGGGAUCUAUCUCCUACCGCUGCUGCCGCCGCCGCCGCCGCCGCUCUGCGCCCAUCCAUCGCCGCCCGGGAGGUCCUCCGCCGCCGCCGCUCUGCACCCAUCCAUCGCCGCCCGGGAGGUGCUCGAUCAGAAUAGCACCUGGAUGCCGUGCCUCACGCCUCCUGCCGCCACCCAUCCUGCACGUGGUGUCUAACUUCGCGAUUUGUUUUGGAGCCUGAAGCCUUCUGCCGCGAGGUAUGGUUCCUGUACCAAUGAUCUAAUUUGUGCUGCCUGUUUGUAUUCCUGAAUGAAUGAUCAAAUUUGUUCGGGCAUACCAGUUUGUAUUCAAAACCAACACCAUAGAGUAUGGAUUCAGAUGAUGAGUUCAAUCAGUUUGUAAUGAAUGAAUUGAUUGAUUCCUCCUCUUCGGAUGAUUAGAAUAAUCUAUUUUUUGUUGCCGCGCACAUGAUCAUUGAGGAUUCGGUUAAUCAUCCGGGUCGAAUUGGUUCUGUUGAGGGACAUGAGGUAGUGGAUCGUAAAAGACUAUUACACCAUGAUCUUCUUUACAAAGACUAUUUCUCAGAUAAUCCUACGUUCCAAGCAAAGACUUUUAGACAGAGGUUUCGGAUGAGACAGCAUGUAUUUCUUUGCAUAAUGAAGGCUGUUCAGGAACAUGACGACUAUUUCGUGCAGAAGAAGAAUGCAGCCGGUGUGCUAGGACUAUCUUGUCUGCAGAAGGUCGUUGCGGCUUUUUGUAUGUUAGCUUAUGGAGUACCGGCUGAUGCUUUGGGCAAGUACAUUCAUAUUGGUGAGAGCACCGCUCUAGAAGCUUUGAGAAAGUUUGUAGUAGCUGUUGUUGAGGUCUUUGGACCGGAGUACAUGAGGAGGCCUAACGCACAGGAUACCGCUAGGUUACUUGCAAUUGGAGCGAGCAGAGGAUUUCCUGGUAUGCUUGGGUCCAUAGAUUGUAUGCAUUGGAGCUGGAAAAAUUGUCCGACAGCAUGGCACAGGAGCUAUAAAAAGGAGCCUACAAUUAUAUUGGAAGCAGUUGCAUCUAAAGAUCUAUGGAUAUGGCAUGCAUUCUUUGGCAUGGCAGGUUCACACAAUGACAUAAAUGUUCUUCAAAGAUCGGAUAUAUUUGCAAGGCUUGCUGAGGGGGAAGGUCCACAAGUUAAUUACAACAUCAAUGGUCAUGAAUAUUCAAUGUGUUAUUAUCUAGCAGAUGGCAUAUAUCCGUCGCGGGCAACUUUUGUGAAGACCAUUCCAGAGCCACAAGGUAAUAUGAAAAAAUAUUUUGCAAAUGCACAUGAAACUUGUCGAAAGGAUGUUGAAAGGGCAUUUGAGGUCCUACAAUCUCGGUUUGCUAUUGUUCGUGGCCCGGCUCGUAUGUGGGAUGAAGAUACGCUCCAUAAUAUUAUGAUGGCUUGCAUCAUAAUGCAUAACAUGAUUGUUGAAGAUGAGCGAGAUGAGUAUGAUUACAACUUUGACGAUAGGGGCCAAUAUGUAUGCGACUACGAGGACAUGGGAGAAAGGGUCACAGUUUCCCAUGAUGCUGCACCUGAACUUGAUGCUUUCAUUGAGAAUUACAAAAACAUAAAGGACAAGGAAACCCACACUCAGCUUCAGGCAGACCUGAUCGAGCACUUGUGGCAAAACCAUAGAGAGUUAUACAAUGUUGAUUAAUGUUGCUUAAUUUUGUGUACUCCAUUUAAUAAUUAUUCGAGAUGUUUAUUAUGCAAUAUUUAUUUUGAAUUGCAGAGUGUGGUGUCCAUUUA